Molecule: messenger RNA, 4850 nt
Organism: Lethenteron reissneri (Far Eastern brook lamprey)
Lineage: Eukaryota; Metazoa; Chordata; Hyperoartia; Petromyzontiformes; Petromyzontidae
Product: MTOR-associated protein MEAK7-like
Biological process (GO): TOR signaling; response to oxidative stress
Cellular component (GO): nucleus
Source: RefSeq, a predicted model, not a curated record
GCUGCACCACCGCUCCCCACACUCACACACCGCGCGGCGACCUAUCGGCUCCCUUGGCCGUCUUCCUCCUCCUCGUUCGCCCAACAUCCCCUGGCGACCACCCAGCCUCUCCAGCUUGGCCGCGAGCGCUGCAGGGAGGACCCGGGCCGGCCUUGACAAAUGAGGGCCGCGGGGUCGCGGGGGUCGCGGGGGGCCCUGGGAGCCCCCCAUGUAGCUAUAGGCCUUACGCGGUGCCUCCCUCUUUCCUAGCGAUUCGGCCGGGUUUGGUGCACCGAGUCCCGCAGCCGCGUCCGGAUUUGAAUCGCAAUGGGCAACGCGAUGGGAGGCGACGGUGCCGCUCUGCAGCGGCAGCUCGCCCGCUUCCGACCCGAGGAGCGAGCGACUCUGAGCCGCGGGUACGAUUCGAUCGCCCACACGACGCGGGGACCUGGGGCGGCCAAGCCACAGGGGGCCCCACCCGGCGAAGGAAUCCGCGUGGCAGCGCUACGGCAAUUCGUGCAACCCGCGCUGCCGGAGGUGCUGCUGCUGAGCCUGUUCCGGGGAAUGAGCCACGCGUACGACCCCACCCUGAAGAAACCCGCCCCAGCAGCGGGAGCAGAGUGCGUGUGUCAGGAGCGGUUCGUGAGGUUCGUGGCAUCUGUGCUGCGGGGAGGAGCGGAGGAGCAGGCCGCUGCUCUCUGCUGGAUGGUGGGCGAGAGGAACGGAGGCGUCGCCAGUCAGCAGGUCCACCAGCUUGUGCAGGAGCUGCUUGAGGUGGCGGUGCAGGUGCUGCACCACGGCAAGCUCCUGCGUGGAUGGCGGCUGGACAAGAUGGCCGACACGCGGGAAGGGGCAGCCCUCGUGGCGACCGCCCUCCUCGCCGAGAUUCGCCGGUCCGAUGGCGCCACGGCCGAUACAGCGAGCGGAGCGGUGACUCGCGACGACGUGUCAGGCUGGCUGCACCGCACGCCGCUCGUCCCGGCGCUCCUCUCCCUCCUCGUCACCUCCUCCCUGCGCCUCGACCUGGGUCACGGUCACAACUUCCUCCUCCUCCCCACUGAGCCAGCCCCAUCCUCCUCCUCAUCCCCCUCGAGCAACGAUGACGGCAGUGGCGGCGGCGCCGGGCCCUCCGCGGAGACGCCCGCUCCCGACGAGGACCCGUGCCGCGCACUGCCACCGCUCCUGGUGCCGCCGGCGUGCGAGGGCGUCGCCUGGUCCCAGCUGGGGGUUGGCAGCGGCGGUGGUGGCGGCCGGGGCCCGCGGCUGUUGCUGGAUGUGCCGUCGAUGCUCCAUCUCGGCGUCCACCUGCCGGGCGAGCUGCGCGACCGCUGGAGGCUGCUGUUCUCCAGCCGCCUUCAGGGGGAGAGCUUUUCAAGGCUGUGUGGCCUCGCCGUAGGCCAGGGCCCAACGCUGCUGCUCGUGGAGGAUGUGGACGGUCAUCUCUUCGGGGGCUUCGCCUCGGCCAGCUGGGAGGUCAAGCCCCAGUUCCAGGGAAGCAGCCACUGCUUUCUGUUCAGCCUGCGGCCGUCCGUCGGCGUGUACUCCUGCACGGGCUACAACGACCACUACAUGUACCUCAACCACGGCCAGCAGACCAUGCCCAAUGGACUCGGCAUGGGCGGGCAGCACGACUACUUUGGGCUGUGGCUGGACAGCGACUACGGACGUGGGCACAGCCGCGCCAAGCCGCGCUGCACCACCUACGGCAGCCCCCAGCUGUCGGCCCGCGAGGAGUUCUCGCUCUCAGCCGUCGAGGUGUGGGGGCUCGGCGCUCCCCCCGAACGCGCCCAAGGGAGCGGAGGCAAGGCCCGCAGCGUGCUGGACGCUGACCCGGAGGUGCAGGCCAUGCUGGAGAUGGCCGGCAAGGUGAAGCACAGUGACGGCCUCCGCGAGCCCAAGGCGGACGAGUCCUGACCGCCCCGCAACUCGACCGCGUGACCGGCGGCGCGGUCACGUGAUCAGCGCAGUGGGGGUCGUGUGAUUGGAGCAGAACAGUCAUGUGACCAAGAAGAAUAGUCGUGUGAUCGGAGCAGCACAGUCACGCGACCAGAGUAGCAUGGGCCAUGUGACCAGCAGCUUCCAUCUCAAGUGGGUAGCUCUGCAGUUUCUACUUCCCUGGGCCGUACUUUAACACGUAGGGUAAUGUGCAGCCGUGCUAGAGAUCCAUAGUGGAUUCAUCACCAAAUGACACGAAAGUGCAUAUUGGGGGGAAAAGUUAAUUUAUGUCACCUGACCAGCAGUCUCACACGACGGGGCUUAAUUUCUCACUGAACAUUUUUUUUGGUUUCUUUCGAGUGGCUGGUCGACCGGUUUAGGCACGUGGACCGAUAACCGCAGCUGUAGCGGGAAGUAAACUGGACACGGUGUGCCUCGGCGCAGAUCGUUUUCUGGGUCACGGACCCCUGACAGACCCAGCUCCCGAUUAAGCCCGGAGUGUAACCCCGUGUGACCAGCAGGACAGGAACAACAUCGCAUGACGAGCAGCGACCUGGCCACCACAAAUGAUAGUCCAACGAAGUGGCUGCUUGUCACGUGGACAUUUAUAGCAGCAGCCAAAUACUCUAAACGUGUGAUGUUGAUUCUAAUUGUGCAUUGGGGAAACCGGAGGACCCGGAUAAAAAUCCACGCAAUCAUGGGGCGAGAGAGACAUGCAAACUCCAAAUAUACAGGCGUCAGGGUCGGGAUCGAACCCACGACCUUCUGCAUACCAGGCGAGGUAGUUAACAUCUCGCCACCGUGAAUAUGCCGGGCUGAGAGAAAUCAUAGGGAAACUUUCGAACAACCGCGUUAUCUCAUUAACUUUUUUGAUGAUUAUUUCAUUUUCGUAUGGCUAAUGAAGAGCAACUAUCGGAGAUUCGGUUCUAAGUGAUUUAGCCUUUCAAUUGCUUUGUCUGAGAGUUGGUGACUUUCAGAUGCACGUACCCAGCCACUCACCACCCACUCACCACCCACUACCCAAUCACCACCCACUCACCACCACCCAAUCACCACCCAAUCACCACCCACUCACCACCCACUCACCACCCACUCACCACCACCCACUCACCACCCACAGCCUUCAAGUUUACAUUUGGGGCAGUGCGAAGUUGCAUGGUCCAUGGUUUGGUGUCCGUAUCCACAGCCGUGCACAGGAAUAGACAGAGAGAGAGAGACUCUUUUAUUCACCACUUGUGCAUUGGGUGUCUGCAUCUGCCGUGGUUUGUGCGGAUCCGGUUAAGCGCUGCCCAUUGUUUCAAUGGAAGGUGAAAGCCAGGCAGUGUGGUGGUCGUGGGCUUGCUGAUGAGCUCUGGGUAGAGGAAGUCGGGCAGUGUGGUGGUCGUGGCCUGGCUGAUCAUGUGUGUGUUGAGGAAGGUGGAAGCUGGGCAGUGUGGUGGUGGUGGACUGGAUGAUCAGGUGUGUGUUAAGGAAGGUGGAAGCCGGGCUGUGUUGUGGUGUUGGGCUGGCUGAUGAGCAGUGUGUAGAGGAAGCCGGCAGCGUGGUGGUGGUGAUGUACUCGCUGAUGAGCUGUGUGUUAAAGUAACCAAGCAGCAUGGUGGUGGUGGUGGGCUCGCUGACCAGUUGUUUGUUCAUAGAUCUCCUAAAUAUAUAAAUGUGUUGUUAAACCCGCCACCACCCGACACAGCCAACUCGUAAUGGUUGUCCGUAAACAAAACAUGACAAUUCGUCACGAGUACAGCACACCGUUGUGAUGGAGAGCCAAGCCACAACAUUUACAAUCUGAGGACGACGUUUCGCCAGUAAUUACAACCAGCUUCAUCAGGCGACAGCCAGAUUUGUGGAGAAGUCCACCUGUUUCGUUCCUUGUAUAGAGGCGUAGAUGUGGUGACCACGCUUCUGCACUCUUGUGCAAAGUGGGGAAAGGGAUUACUGAGUCAACGUACAUGAUGCAUGCGCAUUAUGCAAGCCCUUUGUACUCGUACAUCCUGUCCAUUGUGCGUAUUAAAAUAGCCCUACCAACGGUGAUCCCUAUCUGCUCGCUAAUCCCUCUCUGCUCUGACGGGGUCGAAAUGGUAAAAUAACACAGCGUUUACUGAAAGAAAACGCAUACUAUCUGAAUGCAGAGUCACACCAUCACCCCGCACAGAAAUCUGCUCUUAUCAAGACGCUCAUUCAUCGAGCUAAGAAAGUGUCAGAUGGUGACAGUCUGAGAAGUGAAAUUCAACAUGUUCAAGAAGCGCUGCAAAUGAACGGUUACAAUGAUGCACAAAUCAACAGGGCAUUGAAUGCCAAAACCAAAUCAAAUAACACGAGCAUUGAAACUACCCAAGUAAUUAAAACGAUCAAAAUACCGUACAUUGCGGGAGUAACUGAUAAACUAGCCAGAUGUUUGGAAAAACAAAACAUCCGAGUCAGAUUUGGCAUGGUACAUAAAAUACAGAAAUUAAUAUCUGGUACAAAGAUGUAUUACCGAAGCUAUCAAUAGAAGGUGUGUACAGGAUUAACUGCACGUGUGGUAAAUGUUAUGUUGGGCAAACAGGACGAAUGAUCAGCGCGAGGCUGAAAGAACAUCAGGUAAAUAUUAAUUUCUCCCAAAUACAACUGUCAGCAGUAGCAGAACACGCGUGCCAACAAGGACACUCAAUUGAUUUUGAUAAUGUUGAUGUUCUGUGCAAAACUAGCUACUACUGUCCAAGACUAAUUAGAGAAUCUAUCGAAAUUGAAAGAAAUUUAAAUAAUUUUAACCGUUCGGAUAGCUACCGCCCUAGUGCUGCGUGGAUGCGAAUUGUUCAAUAAUACAUUGUUUAAAUGCAUGCCUAUGAAGGGCACCAUACUUCAAUUGGGAUUACCGUUGGUACGGCUAUUUUAAUACGCACAAUGGACAGGAUGUACAAGUACAACGGGCUCGCAUAAUGCACAUGCAUCAUGUACGU